Molecule: messenger RNA, 2105 nt
Organism: Helicoverpa armigera (cotton bollworm)
Lineage: Eukaryota; Metazoa; Arthropoda; Insecta; Lepidoptera; Noctuidae
Exons: 1
Coding region: 297-2093 (598 amino acids)
Source: RefSeq, a predicted model, not a curated record
UACCUAGGUACAUAUACUUAUGUAUGGAAAUGAAAUAUCUGCCUAUUACAUUUCAAACCAAGGUUGAUGAUUGAAAGCGCAAUCAGAUCAUAUCUCUUAUAGGAUCAGCAAUGCAUUACGCGUAUAAAAGCACUAAUGGCAUAAAUGCAGAUGGUGCUUGUAUACGCCCACAACAUGUAAAUCGGCCAUUAGUGCAUAUGCAUUAAUAGAAAAUUACACAAGCCAGCACAACCAUUUUAUGAUACGCAGUUGGAUUCAUUAGUAGGAAAUCGAAUUUCUAUAAGUUACCAAUCAAGAUGGAAGUUCGUGACACAGAAGGUAACCAUACCUUGGAGCAUUUUGUGACUGAGGACCCAGCAUCGGAGCUCGGAAUAUUAGCAGCUAAGGUAGCCUACUAUAACUUUGAAUGGCGUUUCCUGACUAUUGUUAUGUACAAUACCGUACAAGCCAUAGGUUUGAACACAUUUUUGAUGCACUAUGAGAAAUCUGUAAUUGUGAAGCUCGGCAGAUUUCUCCCUGCUCGCAGAUCCGCCGUGCCACAGAUGAUAAUAUUUGGAGAAGACGCUUCUGAAAUAUCAAGCACUAUACGAUGGACCGUCAGGGCUAAAUAUGAUAGUAACGGAAAGUUUAUAAUAAUUUGUGCACACCAUGAGCAAGAAUGCGACGAACUGAAAAUUUUUCAGACCCUCCAAUCACUUUAUAUGUUUAACGCGGUGGUGUUGAAAACAUCGAAUAAGACGAAAGAAUCAUUAGCCUACUCAUAUGAUUUCUUGUCUGAAGGGAAAUGCAAAAAUAGUAUUCCAUAUAAAGUCAAUUUAACAACGGAUUGCUUUAAUGACAAUUGUUUCAAGAACCUGUAUCCGGAGAGACUAUCGAAUUUUCGAAAAUGUCCUCUGAUCAUGUCGACUAUAGAACAACCACCUUUUAUGUAUUUACACAAUUUGACUAGUAAGCCCACGGGAAUAGAUGGCGACAUUAUGAGACUAGUAGCUGACAUGUUGAACGCGACUUUACAUCUCAAACCUCCCUACGAUGGCGCUGAUUCUGGACACUUUGCCAACAACAACUGGACUGGAUCUCUAGGUGACAUAUACAAUAACCACUCGCAUGCGUCUGUCUGUUCAGCGCCGAUAACUUCUGGUAAAUAUGGUAAUUUUCAAAUAUCUUUCACGUAUUAUUCUAUGGACAUCGUGUGGGCUACCAGACUACCUGCCCAACAGGCUCCGUGGCAAAAACUUUUACACCCCUUGAAUAUUUAUAUCAGAAUCAUAUUACUACUUAUGUUUAUUUGUAUAAUUUUCAUGAAUACGUUUUGCAAAACAAACUUGUUCAAAGUUAUCAGCAAAAUUAGAGACGUUUUUAAAAUUGCACCACCGAAGUAUAGUCUACUAUUUUAUUCGUGGGUGGUAUUUCUUGGAGUCCCGAUUCUGAGAACGCCUGAAAGAAGGAGUUUUGUGGUAACAGUUUAUACUUGGAUAUGGUUCUGUUUUAUUAUGAGGAGUGCUUACCAAGCCGCACUUAUGAAUUCUCUUAAAAAUCCGGCUUACCUUGAUAACCUCAAGACUUUCCAAGAAGUCCUUAAAGAAAAUUAUCCUUUCGGUGGCUUAGAUUCCCUCAAGGAAUACUAUAUCGAUGAUCGUGCUAUUUACGAUAAAUGGAAAGUCGUCGAGUUGAAAAAUUUAGACAAAACUCUAGACGAUAUACUGGAAGGAUCCACGGAUUUUGUUCUAGCGUCAAAUAAAGAGUUUAUAAAGCAUCACAUCAUGAAAUAUAAUGGUACCAAGCAAUUACAGAUCAUUCCACAGAAAAUUGUUAACAGUCCUACAGUAGUGUACUUCAAGAAGUUUUCACCUUUGGUGCCUCCGAUGAAUUUUGCGUUACGUAUUGCUUUUGAAGCUGGCUUCAUACAGAGAACAUACGUACGAUAUUUGGACCAUGAUAAAAAGCUGUUACAGAGGUUGAGAAGUAAGCAAGCUGAACCGCUAAGUAUGGAGCAUUUUGCAGGUUGCUUUGUGCUAUUAGUACUUGGGUGGUUUGUAUCCCUUACUUACUUUGCAGUAGAAUAUAUAUGUGGAAAUCUAGAUGAUGAAUGAAAAUCGUCUACU